GGCAAAUCUCUUCCUAUUUGUUUCUCACUCUCUUUCUCUUUUAAGAAAAAAAACAAUGGCGGUGUAAGCCUGAGCUAACCAAUACCCUAAUGUCAGCGACAAUGACAUAUCUGCCCUCAUGAAUGGACCCUACUUUUAGUCUACAACCAGCGGCGCAAUUAGUCUUUACGUGGUUUCCAAGCUCACCCACCACCCUACUCCUCCUCCUCCUCCUCCUCCUCCUCCUUCUUCUUCUUCUUACUCAUCUUCUCUCUCAUCAAUCUUCCCCUAACUCAACAACCUCCCAAUCUCAAUCUCUUUUACUAUAAAAACAAAUCUACACUCAACUCUUCCUCCAUAUUUGUAUCUCUCUUUCUCUAACUCUUCCCAUUCCACCUUGUCAAAUUACCUUUUAUUUUUCUCACCAGCCAAUCACCUGCACAUACAUAGAUCUCCUCUCAAUAAAAUAUAAUAAAGAUCUGUCACAAACAAAUAUUAUUUAAAAACCAAAACAUGAAAGGUGAAUAUUUGGAACCCAAAACCGCGAACUCUCCCGGCAUGUUCUCAAAGCUUCAUCAUCAACAACACCAUCAGCAUCCUUUCUCUCAUCACUUUCAGCUUUCGCGUGACUCUCCGACUUCUGAAGAAGAAACCAACAGCCACAACUCUGCAUCUGCAGCCACCCCUGCGCCUAAACUCAAGCAACAUGAGCCCGGCGAUGGAGCUACUAUUGAAGUUGUUCGGCGCCCAAGAGGCAGGCCACCGGGCUCCAAAAACAAGCCUAGACCCCCUGUUUUUAUCACACGCGAGCCCGAAACUGUGAUGAGCCCUUACAUUCUUGAAGUCGCUGGUGGGAACGACGUCGUUGAAGCUAUUUCAAACUUCUGCCACCGCAAGAGUCUUGGAAUCUGUGUCCUCUCCGGCUCUGGAACCGUCGCUAACGUUACUCUCCGUCAGCCUUCCCCAACUCCUGGCGCCACGAUAACCUUUCACGGAAGAUUUGAUGUUCUCUCCAUAUCCGCGACGUUUUUGCCGCAGAAUGGUGCAUGUCUUCCGGUACCAAACAUAUUUGCGAUUUCUUUGGCGGGGCCACAGGGGCAGAUCGUGGGAGGAUCCGUGGUGGGCCCACUAAUUGCGGCUGGGACGGUGUUCUUGGUCGCAGCUACGUUUAAUAAUCCAUCGUAUCAUCGACUGUCUGUUCAGGAUGAGCCAAGGACUUCGGUUUCCGGUGGUGGUGAAGGGCAAUCGCCAGUUGGUUCUAGUGGUGGUGGUGGCGGCGGUGGGGCCGAGAGUGAACAAGUGGCGGGUGGAGAGUCAUGUGGUAUGUCCAUGUACAGUUGUCAUUUGCCUGGUGACGUGAUAUGGGCACCCACAGCUAGACCACCGCCACCGCCUUAUUGAGUUUUUCUCUUUUUUUCUCUUCUACUGUCUCCCGUGAAUUAAUUAAACAAUAGAUUUACGUUUAAUUUGGUGGCUAGUGCUUCUUCAUUGUGAAGAUGCUCCAUGUUCAAUUUCAGAAUUCCAUGUUGAAUGUUAAUGAUCUAGUAAUAUUUGUUUUUGUUGAAUAUAAAAGAGAAGUGAUAAGCCAGCUGGUGUCUUUAAUGCUGGUAAUCUUACGUCAAAA
Molecule: messenger RNA, 1603 nt
Organism: Mangifera indica (mango)
Lineage: Eukaryota; Viridiplantae; Streptophyta; Magnoliopsida; Sapindales; Anacardiaceae
Product: AT-hook motif nuclear-localized protein 17-like
Exons: 1
Coding region: 493-1380 (295 amino acids)
Cellular component (GO): nucleus
Molecular function (GO): DNA-binding transcription factor activity; minor groove of adenine-thymine-rich DNA binding
Source: RefSeq, a predicted model, not a curated record